GUUCUCUCACGCGCGCUGCAGACCUCCAAUCUGCGCUGCUUCCUGGUUGAGAUCUUCCGCGCCGCCUGUUGCUGGAGAUGGAGAAGGAUCGGGGAAGAGUGCAGGAGAAACCUGUUCGCCUCAUAGCGGCGAUUUGCAACAACAUGGGGAUGGGGAAAGACGGGACGCUGCCCUGGAGUUUACCAUCUGAAUUCCAGUACUUUCUGAACACCAUCACAAGAGUGUCGCGACCAGGUAACAUGAAUUUGCUGAUUUGGGGGCGGCUCUGCUGGAACUCCCACCCCGAAAGUAUGUUUCCGCUGGCCAACUCUCUGCAUGUGGUGCUCAGUAAAACAUUGAGCUCUGUCCCAGAUCAUGCCCACUUCUUGUGUCAAGACUUUGAGAGUGCUGUCCGCCUGGCAGCUCAGCCUCCCCUGUCUGACAUAAUAGAGACCGUCUGGAUUCUUGGUGGGAAGCAGGUCUAUGUGGAUGCACUGAAGCACCCGUGGUGUGACCUUCUUUACCUGACUGAUGUCAUGGCCGACUUUGACUGUGAUGUGUUCUUUCCUGAGUUUGACAGAGAAUUAUUUAAAUUACAGGAAAAAUUUCCAGAUGUACCGAGUGAAAUUCAAGAGGAGAAUGGGAUUCAGUUCAAAUGCCAAGUUUUCAAGAAGACAGAUGAUACAAUGUAGACGAAAAAACAAUCAAAAUAAUUGCAAAAAAAAUAAGCAGAAAAGGUUUUUAACAAACUUAUCUUUACACUCCUUAGUGAAUAAUAUCCUAACAAAACUGGAGAUUUAGGACAGCAAAUAAUACACAUUGAAUUUCAAUGAAAAUAAGUUUCUUCACACACUACACUGUAAAUUUGUGCAAUUUAAUACUGUAUUUUAAUAUUGCAUGAAGUGUAUGCAAUUAAUUAAUGAAAUGAGUUACAACACUUAAUUUACCUAUGGAAUUGAUCAGUAUUUCUGAAUUGAAUAAAACAAUCUUUCCAUA
Molecule: messenger RNA, 975 nt
Organism: Poeciliopsis prolifica (blackstripe livebearer)
Lineage: Eukaryota; Metazoa; Chordata; Actinopteri; Cyprinodontiformes; Poeciliidae
Product: zgc:153031
Exons: 6
Coding region: 78-671 (197 amino acids)
Biological process (GO): folic acid metabolic process; dihydrofolate metabolic process; tetrahydrofolate biosynthetic process
Cellular component (GO): mitochondrion
Molecular function (GO): NADP binding; dihydrofolate reductase activity
Source: RefSeq, a predicted model, not a curated record